CUUCGCGGGGGCGCCGCGCUGCCGGAGUUCGCCGUCUCCGUGGCCGGCGGCGGGGACAGGGGCCCGGAGCGAGCCGUGCCGCACGGCGGCGCAGCGGGGCCCGUGCGGACGUGGGCCCUCGCGGAAGAGACGGCGGCGGCCACGGCGACAGCGGCGAGCGAG
This is a messenger RNA of Prorocentrum cordatum, 162 nucleotides long. The record is from the annotation of a GenBank genome assembly. Lineage: Eukaryota; Dinophyceae; Prorocentrales; Prorocentraceae.